AUGGCAUCAUACGAUCACCGCCCAUCGACAGCGCUCGGGCACAACCGCCACGACAGCACCUUCUCCUCGUCCUCAGCGCGCAUGCGGCCCGAGUCGCGGCGGGAUGGCCGCGGCUUGCGGUCUAGCGACGGUACCGUCAGCACGACCGGCACUACUUCCUCUUCUGGUCGCGAUUCCGCCAACACGGCGGCAACUGAGGGCCCGGCCUACUCCAAGAAGAUCGUCGUAGUAGGUGACGGCGGAUGCGGCAAGACGUGCCUGCUGAUUAGUUACAGCCAAGGUUACUUCCCAGAGAAAUAUGUCCCGACUGUCUUUGAAAAUUACAUUACAUACCCAGUCCACCCGCCAACCGGCAAGAUCGUGGAACUGGCACUUUGGGAUACGGCUGGUCAAGAAGAAUAUGACCGGCUGCGCCCGCUUUCCUAUCCAGAGACCGACUUGAUCUUUGUGUGCUUCGCCAUUGACUGCCCCAACUCCCUUGAGAAUGUCAUGGACAAGUGGUACCCCGAAGUUAUGCACUUCUGCCCCUACACGCCGCUGAUCCUGGUCGGCCUCAAGUCAGACCUGCGCUACAAGAAGUCGUGCAUUGACAUGCUUAAGUCACAAGGCCUGACGCCUGUCACACCCGAACAGGGCAUGGCUGUGGCCAAGAAAAUGGGCGCGCAGUACAUGGAAUGCAGCAGCAAGGAGAUGAAGGGCGUCGAGGAAGUCUUUGAGCGUGCCAUCCUCACUGUCGUCGCUAAUGACCGCAAGACCCUCGAGGCCGAGGCCGCUGCUUCCGGUAAGAAAGGCAAGGACAUUGGUAUCACCUACACCAGCGAUGGCGUGCCCAUCCCGAUUGUUAAGAAGAAGAAGAGAAAGUGCGCGCUGGUUUAA
Molecule: messenger RNA, 876 nt
Organism: Thermochaetoides thermophila DSM 1495
Lineage: Eukaryota; Fungi; Ascomycota; Sordariomycetes; Sordariales; Chaetomiaceae
Exons: 3
Coding region: 1-876 (291 amino acids)
Biological process (GO): small GTPase-mediated signal transduction
Molecular function (GO): GTPase activity; GTP binding
Source: RefSeq, a predicted model, not a curated record